GUGCAUCGUUGUAGAGUCACCACCAUGUUAAAAAUGGUGCUGAACUAACACAAGAGUCUCUCGGAUCUCCAUUUGUUCCCUCCGUCCUCUGAAGAAGCUGCCGCUGAAUCGACGAUUCUACAACGCCGAUUUUUCGUCGGGUGGUGGGGUAAGAAGUAAGAGCCAAAAUGAAUACAAUAUAGAAAUUGGCUGGUCUUUUUGUGCCUCUGCUUUGUAUAAGGUAUGGAAUCUUCAGAUGAUGAGGGAGUGGGUAUCCCAGAAGCGGUCACGAAUUAUCACUUUGUAGAUGAUAAGGAUGAACUCAUUCCAUUUUCUGUUUUACCAAUUCAAUGGGGUGAGGAUGAGAGCCCGGAAUCCACGGAAAAGCAGGUCUUCUUGCAUGGGACGGCUGAUGAUGGUCUUCAGAAAAUCUACAAACAGGUCACUGCUUGGAAGCUGGAUCUGUCAGAGGAGCAGCCCGAGGUGUCGGUGCUCUCCAAGGAGAAUAGUUGGAUAAAACUUCAGAAACCAAGGAAGAGCUUUGAUGAUACAAUCAGGACGAUCUUAAUCACCAUUCAUUGCCUUCAUUUUGCAAGGGUGAAUCUGGAAGCCUCAGAAAAGGCUCUCUGGGACCACUUGCGGAAAGUUUUUAGCUUAUAUGAAAUCAGACCAUCUGAAAACGAUCUUUUUGAUCAUGUGCCUUUGAUUAGAGACAUGGUUAAGAGAGAUGAAGAGCUAGCGAAAUCCAAGUUUCUUCUUGCAUAUCUUGAGAGACCCAAGAAGAGGAAAGCAUCUGAUGAGCAGGAUAUUCAUAGUCUAGAUGCAAAGAAAUCUAAAUUUAUAGUUGACGAUAAUGAAGAUAUCGAUGAGGAAAUAGAGGAUGCUGAUGCAGACGAAUCUGAUGAAGAGUCAGACCUGUUUGAUUCUGUUUGUGCCAUUUGUGACAAUGGCGGAGAACUUUUGUGUUGUGAAGGGAGGUGUUUGAGGUCCUUCCAUGCAACUAAAGAUGCUGGUGCUGACUCAGCCUGUAAAUCUCUUGGCAUGUCUAAGGCUCAAGUGAAAGCAAUUCAAAACUUCUUGUGCGCAAAUUGCCAAUACAAACGGCAUCAGUGUUUUUUUUGUGGCAAGUUGGGCUCUUCAGAUAAAUCCAGCAACGCUGAGGUUUUCCCCUGUGUUUCUGCAACCUGUGGCCAUUUCUAUCAUCCAGAAUGCGUUGCAAAAUUACUUCAUCCAGGAAAUGAUGCUGAAGCAGAAGAGCAUAAAAAAGAGAUAGCUGCUGGAGAACCAUUUACUUGCCCUGUUCAUAAAUGCCUUGUAUGUAAACAAGGAGAAAACAAGGAGGUUGAGGAGUUGCAAUUUGCUCUCUGUAGACGCUGUCCAAAGGCGUACCACCGAAAGUGCUUGCCCAGGAAGAUAUCUUUUGAAGAUUCAGAGGAUGAGGGUAUUGUACAGAGGGCUUGGGAUGAUUUGAUUCCAAACCGUAUCUUGAUCUACUGCUUGAAGCAUAAGAUUGAAGAAGAUAUUGGGACGCCGAUAAGAAACCAUAUAAUAUUCCCAUACACUGGAGAGAAGAAAAAAGUGCGUCCCUCAGAUUCACAAUCGGGCAAAGAAAAGAUUCUCGUAAAGAGGAAAGAUUCUGUCUUUGAAGACAUUCGAAAAGAUAGGUUGGCCACAAAGACCACAACUAAGUUAGGGAAGGGGUCUUUCCCCAUAAAAGAAAGUGAUUCUCCAAUAAAUAGUGAGAAACGACUAUCCCGGCAAGGAUCUGAUCUGCCAAAGAAAUCCACAACGCUUGAUGCCUCCAGAAAGCUUUUGAAGGAUGGUUCCAAGGCAGUCUCAAUAAAAGCAGAGAAGUCAACUUUAGCGGAGGAAAGCAGGACAUUUGUGAGAGAGGAGAAAUCACCAGUUAAUUCUAAGACAAAGGACAUGUCUACCAGUAAACUUGAAAAGAUUUUGUCCCCUACCGGCAUUAAGAAAUCAAGUAGUCCACUGCCUGUAGCAGAUGUCGAAACAGAAAAGAAGAUAAUGGCUUUGAUAAGGAAGUCAGCAUCUUCACUAUCACUGGAAGACAUCACGUCAAAGCACAAGCUGCCUUCUACACAUUCAUACUCCUCGAGAAACGUGGACAAGACAAUUACUCAGGGAAAGGUGGAGCGUUUUGUUGAGGCUGUCCGGACAGCUUUGCAGAAGUUAGAAGGCGGUGGCAGCAUUGAGGAUGCGAAAGCUGUUUGUGAACCUGAGAUCCUAACCCAGAUAAUUAAGUGGAAGAACAAGCUCAAAGUUUACCUUGCACCAUUUCUCCAUGGCAUGCGCUAUACAUCUUUUGGUCGCCAUUUCACGAAAGUGGACAAGCUUAAGGAGAUUGUUGACAAGCUCCAUUGGUAUGUCCAAAAUGGCGACACGAUUGUCGACUUCUGCUGUGGUUCUAAUGAUUUCAGUCUCUUAAUGAGAGACAAGCUUCAAGAAUCUGGGAAACAGUGCUCGUUCAAAAAUUUUGAUGUUAUUCAACCAAAGAAUGAUUUUAGUUUUGAAAAGAGAGAUUGGAUGACAGUCCGCCCAAGGGAAUUGCCUACUGGGUCCCAAUUGAUAAUGGGUCUGAACCCUCCGUUCGGAGUCAAAGCAGGCCUUGCAAACAAGUUCAUAGACAAGGCUCUUGAGUUCAAACCAAAGCUUCUCAUUCUUAUCGUUCCAAAAGAAACAGAAAGGCUAGAUGAGAAGAAGCAAUCACCAUAUGAUCUUCUUUGGGAGGAUGGCGAAAAACUCUCUGGCAAGUCUUUCUACUUGCCGGGAUCUGUCGAUGUGAAUGACAAGCAAAUGGAUCAAUGGAACUUGAAACCCCCAUUGCUCUAUCUUUGGAGCCGCCCCGACUGGACCGAGCGGAACAAGGCCAUCGGCAUCAAGCAGGGGCACAUAUCUAAGGAACAGGAGGCCAAGCAGGGCCACAUAUCUAAGGAACAGGAGGCCAAGCAGGGGCAUAUAUCCAAGGAACAGGAGGCAGCAUCCAUUGAAGAAAGUCACAAAGAGACACCAGCUUUGGAACAGGCAGCAGAGGACCAUGAUUUCUAUGGUGGUCUCUCCAAGAUCAUAAACGAUAUGCCAAUUCUCAACGAUCAAGCAGAGGUGGUGCCCGAACAAGCAGGAGUUGUUUCCUUCGAGGAAGAUAUGGAAAUCUCUCCAUCCCGGUCCCCAAAAUACAAUGGCCUAGAUGGCCCGAGGAGACAUGAAGGUGAUGGUGAUGGGGGCGGCCGUGAGAAAAAUGGGCAUGGGAGGGAAAUGUCCCAAGAAAAUUCUAAGGAGAGGCGGGGACGUAAAGGGAAGCGCGCGAGGAUGAAGGCUAGAAUGUCAGAAAACCGAACUUCUCCGAGGAUCAGUUCACCGCCCAAAAGAACUGAUUCUAGAAACAUCUUGGAAGCUCAGCCAUUGGAACCGUUCGAGAAUCGCUUGGAAAGAGCUGGCAGUGAAGAAGGCUUCCGGCAUUUCGACCUUGGCCUUCCAGGAUCCGGCUCAGAUUUUGGAAUUGGGUAUGGAUUGCAGCCGAGCAUUCCCGAUGAUGACCUGAAGGAUAUUGAGAGACGGUAUAGCUCAAACCGAGAUGACCAGUUUGCCAGUGGGCCCCACAAAUGGACAAGCAGUGGUAGCCUCAGUCUCAGCGGUGGUGGGAUUCAGAGUAUUGAGGAAGCGCUUCCAGGGUAUGUCAGAGAUAGAAACGUUGACACUUUCAGUCGUAAUCCUUAUACUGAUGAUCUCAGCAUGGCUGAGAAGUAUGCACGGACUACAGACCUGCGGCGGCAUAUCCACAUGUUCGGUCAGCAAGGCUACCCUGAUGAUUUGGCUCAAAGGAACCACCAGUAUCAGUUGGAACGGAGCUCAGGACCGGGUCAGCUAGGUUCACUUUCUUCAAGCCCCGGAAUUGGCCAACUGGGUUCGCUUUCUUCGAACCCCGGACUCAGCCAGCCGGGAUUACUUCCUUUACCAUUCGGUUUCUCGAGUAUGUCAGCUGAGCCUUCGAGGAUGGGUUCGUCCGUGACACAGCGGUACGCCCCGCGCCUUGAUGAGACGAACUAUGCAAGGUCGAGGAGCCCAUUAAGGCCCGAGGUGCCACUGGCACCUGGCAUGGGCAGCAUUUUUGACACAGCGCCCGGGUCGCGGUCCGGCUUCCAUGCAGACCCGCGGGGCUUCGCGCCAGGCCCCCACCGGACUUUCCAGCACCAGGGGUCAUCUGGGUGGCUUGAUGAGUGACUGUAGUUUGUAGCCAUUCAUCUGGACAUGCUGGUCCUCUUUGACAAUGCAAUUCGUACCACACAUGCUUGUUUUGUUGUACUUGUUAUAGAACUACUGAUUUUCAUUUCUAACAGGAAUAACUUGUUUGAGGGUUA
This is a messenger RNA of Magnolia sinica, 4355 nucleotides long. RefSeq names its product protein ENHANCED DOWNY MILDEW 2-like. The coding region runs from base 223 to 4218 and encodes 1331 amino acids. Lineage: Eukaryota; Viridiplantae; Streptophyta; Magnoliopsida; Magnoliales; Magnoliaceae. The transcript has 19 exons. The record is from RefSeq and is a predicted model, not a curated record.